CUGCCGUUGGCACAGUCAAACUUUCACGCUCGGCGAUACGCGAGCUUCGCGAGCGUGUUUGUGCCACGCACGCCAACGCUAUCGAUUUCAAGGUCCGCGCUUUCGAUACGCCGCGAUACCGUCCCGCGAGAAGCGCUCCUCCGCUGGCUGCGCGAUUCAAAAAUAAAUUGUCGAUAAAUAAAUGGAGAGGGCAGAAAUACCGGCAAAAAGUUGGCUCGACACACCAGGGGGAUAGGAUAUGUCGCAGUGGGAAUCGUGUCAGCGUAACUGAAUUUCUUCGCGAUUCGUGCUCGCGGUUGACACUUCAACCGAUAGCCCUUGUGUCCCGUCGACGAUUCAAUUAUUCGCAUUCGAUCGUUUCAAAUCGCUCGGAGAGAGAGAGAGAUUGUUCGUGUGUGGGUGCGGCGGUCGUUGAGUUACAAAUUUUGCGAGUUUAAAAAACGUUAAAGAAUAGGGGUGGAGAGAGAAUACAUUUACGAUACACGAUUACAGUCUCCCUGUUUGCAAAUUAGAUCGGCCAAGAUUGGCUGCACCUCAAGCUAUUCAAGAUAUAUUCAGUUUGAAACGAUUCAAAUAGUGCCUAGAGAUACCUGAAUCUGGAAAGUGAAUGAAAACACAUGUGGUAAUGAUACCGCAGGUGAUAAACGACGAAAAAUAAUAGCAAGGAUAUUUCCAGGAUCGCGCAUACGAGGCGUGCGUUAUUAGUGAAAGUCGUGUACGACGGUUUGAAGAUCAAGUCUCGCGUGAAAGGGGUAAAGAAGGUCAGACGAAAGGAUGGAUAAAGAGAUCCUCACCUGAUCGAAGAAAGGAAGAGAUAAUUGAGGGGAAAAUUGAGAGGGCGGUGACGUUCGAAUUUCACACACACACGACAUCGGUAAGAGAUCGGUUUAAAGAGCCGUAGCGUGUCGAGAGCCGCUCGUCAUCUUCCACAAUGCAAUACUUCUCCUCGAAUGUCGAGUCGUAAAAAGGAAACUCGAGUGCUCUCUUAGGCGACGUUGCUCGACUCGAGAGAAAGGAUCCGCGGAAAGAGAUAUACGCGAGAUCACACCCGAGCUCUCUUCCAGAUCUAUCGGGAGUAAAAAUAAGAUUCGCGAAGAACUUUUGGAUCGGAUACUUUUGUAAAAGCGCGACUUGUCGAAAUGCCAUAGCGGACAGGAAAAAGCUAUCGAUAAUAAAAGAUACUUUUAAUCGGCGAUUUUUGCUAUUUGAAAAUAUUUCAAGCGCGUCGUGAUUCAGCGAGGAUUCGGAAAGGGAAUAAAGAGAGAAACGAGGCAUUGAAUGUAAAACGUACACAUACAAAACCAAAACGUACAAUAAAAGAGUGCAUACAGAGUGCAGUGAAAAGCAUCUCUCACGCUGGAUACGCUUUUAUGUAUGUUUUUCCAGCUUUUAAGCCACAAUAGAAUCAAUCAUGAACGAAUUAAAUUUAUAUCUGUUCUUUCAAGCCGAUGAUAAACGUUAUACAUGUUGACGAAAUUUGUAGAAAACUCUUAGAUAAACAGAUUUAUAUAAUAACACUCCGUAUAUGUAUAUAAUAUAUAUUUAGUAUUAAAUAUUACAAUAUCCUUUUCCGCUAUGUGUUACGAUAAUUGUCAUCGCGAGAUAUCAAGGAGAUCAAAAAGGUGUAAGUAAGAAUUUAAUGAUAAACUUCGGGAAGUCAUCAGCCAUAUCAUCAGCCAUCUAAUAUCUUUCAGCAUCCGUAAAGAUACCGAAAAACAGGAAUUUAUGCAUCGAGGAAGAAAGCGAGAUUGAUCAAGAGGGCAACGAGAAAUAGCUUCUUACACAAUCGACCAACUCUAUUUCCUCUCAACUAGGAGGAGAGAGAGAGAGAGAUUAGAGAACAUUUUAUUUCCGGUCAAUCUUUUAUUCGAGAGAGUCAAAAGAAUUCAAUUCGUUUAAUGGAAUCUUAUAAAGAAGAUUUUCGCAAAAGAUCGCGGUAGUUGGAGGAGUAAACUUGACGCACAAAGCGAGAUUGCAUCUUUCAAACCGUUCACGCUUGCCAGAAGCGAAUGAGGAUUGAAAGAGACGAAGUCUCGAGUGGCUGCGAUUCACCAUAGACAUUCAAAUUUCAGGCCGGCUAUCUUCUUUUGGACGGUGCAUUAGAAUGACAAUGGGUUGUUUAGCUUGAUGAAACCACCUGUCUGCAACUCUUUUCGGACUAUUAUAUCGGUGUGUUUCGGGAGGGAGCGAUUGCCGAAACGCGCGAGCGAACACAAGGCGGAGGAUGCCCGCGGAAUCCGCAGUCAUAGAGACGACCGGUGAUCGGUUGAGACGCCUUCACGACGAAACGACCAUCACGGAACGAUCGCGAUUUAUCGAUUUGCCGCCAACUGGAGCGUAAGGAGACCCCUUCUCCCCCCUUUCUUCAUCUCGGUCAAGCAACAAGAAUACAGAUUUCUCGCUUCGUCGAUGCACAAAGGAGUUCGUGACGAAAGGGACGCGCGUUCGAGCGUAACGUGACUAUGUCCGCGGUGCAAGAUCGCGAGACGAUUGUCCCUCUUUGUUGAGAUAAGGUGGUAUAUCGUGACAUAUCCUCGCCGCGUGAUAAGAGCGAUCGAAGCGUCCAAUCGAUUUUCGCGAAGAUGACGCGCCAACUCGCCCUCCUCCUGGGCAUCAUCGUGUUAAUCGAGCCCCUGCUAGGAUACGACGUCCUCUUGGCCACCAUGGGUGGUACCAAAUCACACACGGUGCCCUUCGUCGCCCUUGGUAAGAGCCUGAGCUCGCGGGGCCACAACGUCACGCUGCUGAGCGCUUUCUCCGGUCCCGCAGCGAAUAAUGGGCUUCACGAGCUGGUGCCGUCGAUCCUCGAGGCUUACGUCGAGAACUUUACGUCCGAAUGGGAUCUGAUGGGCGCCAGAUUCCGGAACGAGCUGCCGAUCUCACCAUGGGACGCCAUGAGGUACGGCUGGGAGUCGUGCGAGGCAUUGUUGCGCGACGCGGCGUCGACGGCCGGUCUGAAAAAACCGCAUGGCAAUCCGCGCGCGCGAUGGGACGUCAUGGUGGUCGACGGCGCUUUUCCCGAGUGCCUGCUGGGGAUCCUCCACGGCGAGAAUGUACCGACGAUAAUGCUCAACACGGUGGCACUGUACAGAGGAUCCAUUAUGCUCCAAGGCAAUCCCUCACCGUGGUCGGUGACGCCAUAUUUCGGCAAAGCGAUUACUCAAGAUAUGAAUUUUUUCCAAAGAGUCUUAAAUGUGGCAUCCCUCUUCACUGUAAAAAUUAUGCAUUGGAUCACAAUUUCCGUUUACCUUCGGCCGAUACUUCAAAAAUAUCUCGGUGAUCAAAUACCUGACGAUCUGUACAGUUUAACGGCGGAGGUUCCUUUGACUUUGCAGAACAGUCAUUACACCGUGGCCGAUUCCGUGCCCUACUUGUCUAAUGUCGUGAACGUGGCUUGCCUUCAUUGUAGACCGGCAAUUCAAUUAAAUUCCGAUUUGGAAUCCUUUCUGCGACCUGGUUUCGUGUUCGUCUCGAUGGGGUCGUCGGUGCAGGCUUCCGGAAUGCCGGAGGCUCUACGGCAGAUCUUCGUCGCCGUCUUCUCCGCGCUACCGUACAACGUUAUUUGGAAGUGGGAGGGUGCCAAGAUCAAGGACCUACCUGCGAACGUGAGAACGGCUGCCUGGUGGCCGCAGCAGGAGCUACUCGGACACCCCAAACUCCGCGCCUUCGUUUCCCACGGCGGAUUAUUAUCCCUCCACGAAGCAGCUUAUCACGGCGCGCCGACCCUCGUCCUGCCGGUCUUUUGCGAUCACGAUGGAAACGCGGCGCAAGCCGAAAAACUGGGUUACGCGUUGAUAAUGGAUCUGGCCAGUAUAUCCAUUAGUGCGCUUCACGAAGGUAUACUUAAAGUUGCCGCACUUCACAAUAAUUCUUAUCGAGAGGCAGCUAAGAAGCGAAGCGCGUUGCUUCGCGACCUCCCGAUUGAUUCUAGAGAAUUGGCCACGUGGUGGGUAGAACACGUCGCCAAACAUGGAGGUGCCGAUCAUUUAAAGAGCUCGAUCAGAUACAUGAGCACGUUCCAUUAUUACAGUAUAGACGUCGCAAUAUUUUAUUUAUCGAGUUUAAUCUUGAUAAUUUACGGACUCAAGAAAUUGUGCUGGCGAGCGGUAAUUGGUCAGGAUGUUUUCAAGAAGAAAGUAGACUAAGAUAGAUAAUCUCGUGGAAAAUUUUUCGCCAAAAUUUUAUUUAUUAUAUCGCGCAUUAAAUACGUCUAAUUGGGACAAAAUGGGAAUUAUAGAAGAGAGACUGGUUUUUCGAUCUAAUUUCGCGCAGACUUUUUUUUUUUUAAAGAUCUCUAAUAUAUUUUUACGAAUAAGUUAUUUGUAGUUACUUGUACUAUAAUAAACUUGUUUAAUUUAGCACAAAUUAGCUAUUUAUCUAAAUAUUUAAGAAUUUAUAAUUUUAAGACUUUAUAUAGGUACAAAUAAUAAAAUACUUUUAUGUUUAUAUAUAUAUAUUUGUUCUCGUUAGGAAAUAUUUUGCUAAUAUAACAGGAUUUUACCGGAAGAUGUUAUAGCUGUGGCGAUUAAAUGACAGCUGCUAUAGCAGCAAUCGUGAUAUCGCUUUCUACAUUAUCUACAUUUUCUUUAUAAAUAACAAAUUAAAUUUUACACACAAGUUGUUUAUCAUUAUUUCACUUACAAAUUUAUAAAUUAUCAUAUUUUGGUAUUUAUGAUUUAUGUGUGUGUGUGUGUGUGUGUGUGUGUGUGUUGCGAGAAAAUUUAUAUUAAAAUUCUGUAUAUUGGAAAUAUAUUGUAAA
This is a messenger RNA of Cataglyphis hispanica, 4759 nucleotides long. It is a transcript of the gene Ugt50B3, whose product is annotated as UDP-glycosyltransferase UGT4-like. NCBI's taxonomy places the organism in Eukaryota, Metazoa, Arthropoda, Insecta, Hymenoptera, Formicidae. The record is from RefSeq and is a predicted model, not a curated record. Gene Ontology annotation, molecular function: UDP-glycosyltransferase activity. The transcript is spliced from 8 exons. Bases 2583 to 4145 code for a protein of 520 amino acids.